This is a messenger RNA of Dothidotthia symphoricarpi CBS 119687, 1215 nucleotides long. Its product is annotated as Golgi integral membrane protein-like protein. The annotation marks the transcript as partial. Lineage: Eukaryota; Fungi; Ascomycota; Dothideomycetes; Pleosporales; Dothidotthiaceae. The transcript is spliced from 3 exons. Gene Ontology annotation, cellular component: membrane; vacuole. Gene Ontology annotation, biological process: regulation of intracellular pH. The record is from RefSeq and is a predicted model, not a curated record.
AUGCCUCUUCUCCCGAUGCCUGGCUCCCCUGCUGCCUCCUGGGCUGUCUACCGUGCUCGUCUCAAAGCUGUCUUUGAUGGCGCAGAUCCACGGGUAUGCGCAGCGUUCUGGUUGUUUGGCCUCAUCAACAACGUGCUCUACGUCAUCAUCCUCUCCGCCGCCCUCGACCUCGUAGGUCCCAACGUCCCAAAAGGCGUCGUCCUCCUCGCAGACGUCAUCCCCUCCUUCCUCACCAAGCUAUGCGCGCCCUACUUCAUACACAAGAUCCCCUACAACGUGCGAAUCCUCGUCUUCGCCGCCCUCUCAGCAUGCGGCAUGCUCAUCAUCGCCCUCACUCCCCCGCUGCAGGACUCGCGCACAAUCGCCAUCAAGAUGUGUGGAGUGAUGCUUGCGAGUCUGAGCAGUGGAGGGGGUGAGCUCAGCUUUCUGGGACUCACGCACUACUACGGGCACUUUGCGCUUGCUGCUUGGGGCUCGGGGACGGGAGGGGCUGGCUUGGUCGGUGCUGGAGCGUAUGCGAUUGCGACGAAUACGCUCCAGAUCAGCCCCCGUACCAGUUUGUUGUGGUUCUCUUUCCUUCCUCUGAUCAUGCUUGUCAGCUUCUUUGGCGUUUUGCCGUUAGGUCCUCUUCGUGCUGGGUCAGGGAAGGUUGGUGGGUAUGAAGCUGUUGAAAGUGAGGAACAGAACGAAGAAGACCAGAGCCUCCUAUCACCUGCCCAUGAACGCGAUGCCACCUCCGUCAACGACCAAGGUAUCAGCGGUGCAGCAAACAGUUUCAAAGCCAACCUCAACCGCGCCAAAGGACUCUUCUUCCCAUACAUGCUCCCCCUCCUCCUCGUCUACAUCGCCGAAUACACCAUCAACCAAGGCGUAGCACCCACACUCCUCUUCCCCCUCCCCUCCACCCCCUUCACCUCCUACCGCUCCUUCUACAGCACCUACGCCUUCAUCUACCAAAUCGGCGUCUUCCUCUCCCGCUCCUCCACCCCCUUCCUCCGCAUCCACGCCCUCUACAUCCCAUCAUUCCUGCAAAUCGCCAACCUGGGCCUCCUCACACUACACGCCCUGUUCGACUUCCUGCCCAACUACUACGUCGUGUGUGUGGUUAUCUUCUGGGAGGGCUUGCUCGGCGGAUUGGUCUAUGUUAGUACUUUUGCGGAGAUUACGGAUCAUGUGAAGAAGGUGGAUAGGGAGUUUAGUCUGGGCGCGACGAGU